AUGCUUAAAUUGGCGUUUAUUGCCGUCACUUACCUUACAUAUUUCGUCACAAAUUCCGAAUUUCACGACGAUAAUACCGUUGAGAAAAUUCUGGAAAAUGCCGAAGUCAAAACAAUCGAGCAGAUCAAUCGAGAAAUUGAUAAGGUUGUUGAGAAAUUGGAUACGAAAACUCGAAAAGAGCACAAAGAAUGGAAAUUAAAAGUGGAGAAAGAAGAGAAACAAAGAAAAAUGCGCAUUUUUAAUGUUCUCCCAAAAUUGUCGACAAAAACUCAACAGAAAUUGAUUCGAAUAGUGAUGACCCAACAGAAUCAGCAAUUGACUGUCGGAGAGAAAGAGCGAAUAUUGAAGCACAUUGCGACUUCAAUGGAUGAGAAUGUCAAACGAGAAUUGGCGAGACAUUUAAAUCAAAAAGACUUAUUCUCCAUUUUAUAUUGA
Caenorhabditis bovis is the source of this 435-nucleotide messenger RNA. The record is from the annotation of a GenBank genome assembly. NCBI's taxonomy places the organism in Eukaryota, Metazoa, Nematoda, Chromadorea, Rhabditida, Rhabditidae.